AGGAGCCCAAACAUCAGCAGCCCUCAACUGUUUCACCACUCUUCUAAAAGAGGCACUUCAAAAGAGACUUAAAGGCAUUCUCAUCUUUUUUUUUAAUUUUUUUACAUCUUGAGUUGGAAUUGUUUGUGUUUUUUUUUUAAAAAGGGACACUUGGACAUGAUGGCAUCGAGGCAAAUAUCAGAAAAGGAGCCAAACAUUGAGUUAUUUGUCAAGGCCGGCCAUGACGGCGAGAACUUGGGCAACUGUCCCUUCUGCCAGAGGCUCUUCAUGGUGCUGUGGCUGAAAGGAGUCAAGUUCACCGUGACCACUGUUGACAUGAGGAAGAAACCUGCAGAGCUGAAGGACUUGGCCCCCGGCGCCAACCCUCCUUUCUUGCUCUACAACGGCACCCUCAAGACCGACUUCAUCAGAAUAGAGGAGUUUCUCGAGCAAACUCUCGCGCCUCCCAGGUAUCCCCACCUCAGCCCGCUGAACAAGGAGUCUUUUGACGUCGGCGCUGACAUUUUCGCAAAGUUUUCGGCUUUCAUCAAGAACACACCAAAUAACGCCUUUCAGGAGAAAAAUCUGCUAAGGGAGUUUAAGCGUCUGGACAACUACCUGAACUAUCCUCUUCCAGAAGAGAUCGACCACAACUCAGACGAAAGUGUCACCGUCUCCAAGAGGAAGUUUCUGGAUGGCGACCGCCUCACUUUAGCCGACUGCAACCUGCUGCCCAAACUGCAUGUCAUCAGGGUGGCCGCCAAGAAAUACUGCGACUUUGACAUCCCGCCGCAGCUGACGGGCGUCUGGCGAUACCUGCACAACGCCUACGAGCGAGAAGAGUUCAAGCAGACGUGUCCGGCCAACAUCGAGAUCGAGAAGGUUUACUUCGGCGUGGCCAAUAACAGGAAGUAAACCAGAUCAUUGCCGUGAUCUGUGUGCCAAAGAUGAUCCUGUAGACAUCUUUAGGCUGCGUUCACACAUGGGGUUCCAGACUGCGGUCCAGUCGCCAAGCUACCAUGCUGGUGUUUUUCUCGCGGUACCAAAGGCUGGGCAGCAGAGAACAAAUACAAACAUUAAAGAACUGAUUGGGCACAGCUUUCAUGGUAUAGUAAUGAAGUAUUCCAAAUCAAAGCUAUCUGGAAUGUCUUGAAUACAUUGGUUAAGUCUCGAUUCUGGUAUAUUUCCAGCUCGGAUUUCACCAAAAGCUUCUAAAAUAUCCUUUUAAAGAGCAGCAUUGACACUUUCUUUUACAUAUUCGUCACAAUUUUGUUUUUAACAUUACGUUCGAAUGGAACCAAAACAAGUGUGAACGCACCCUUAAGUGCCCAAAUCUCAGAAUGUUUGAUUAAAAACAGGCCAACUGUGUAAUUGACUGUUAUUUAAUUUAGCAGAUUUGUGUUUAUAAUGUACAUACAGUCUAUUUCCAACGCCAGUCAAAUUAAUUUGUAUGGAGAAACAACACUUCUGUUUCUAACAGUAAUGUGUUCAUUUUACACCAAUAAACGAAUCAAAAGGUG
Molecule: messenger RNA, 1499 nt
Organism: Nerophis ophidion (straightnose pipefish)
Lineage: Eukaryota; Metazoa; Chordata; Actinopteri; Syngnathiformes; Syngnathidae
Gene: clic2
Product: chloride intracellular channel 2
Exons: 6
Coding region: 157-894 (245 amino acids)
Biological process (GO): chloride transmembrane transport; negative regulation of ryanodine-sensitive calcium-release channel activity
Molecular function (GO): chloride channel activity
Source: RefSeq, a predicted model, not a curated record